Corvus hawaiiensis (hawaiian crow) is the source of this 2613-nucleotide messenger RNA. RefSeq names its product Wnt family member 8B (gene WNT8B). The transcript has 6 exons. The record is from RefSeq and is a predicted model, not a curated record. Gene Ontology annotation, biological process: canonical Wnt signaling pathway; multicellular organism development; cell fate commitment. Bases 216 to 1274 code for a protein of 352 amino acids. Lineage: Eukaryota; Metazoa; Chordata; Aves; Passeriformes; Corvidae. Gene Ontology annotation, cellular component: extracellular region. Gene Ontology annotation, molecular function: frizzled binding; cytokine activity.
CUCUUACUUUAGGAUUGGUUACCCUUUGCAGAAGGUGGGAUUCAGGAGGCAUCCGCCUCUUCAUCACACCAGGACUGCCGGGUAGAAAAUAACUCCAUCCCUUCCCUAAAUUAGUUGUGCUGCUUUUUUUUUUCCUUUUCUCUGGUGGUGGUACCUAAGUUUGGGGUUUUUUUAGGAUCUCCUUUCUCCCUCCUUAUUUGGAUUUUAUAUUUCACAUGGACCCUUAUCUGGGCAUCUUCUUCCUCACUCCCUUCUUCCAGUCCUGCUGUGCCUGGUCAGUGAAUAAUUUCCUGAUGACGGGCCCCAAGGCCUAUCUCAUCUACUCCAGCAGUGUGGCGGCUGGGGCACAGAGCGGCAUCGAGGAGUGCAAGUUCCAGUUUGCCUGGGAUCGCUGGAACUGCCCAGAGAGGGCACUGCAGCUCUCCAGCCACGGUGGGCUGCGCAGUGCAAACCGAGAAACAGCCUUUGUCCAUGCCAUCAGCUCUGCGGGCGUCAUGUACACGCUGACCCGGAACUGCAGCCUAGGGGAUUUUGACAACUGUGGCUGUGACGACUCCCGCAAUGGACAGCUGGGGGGACAAGGCUGGCUGUGGGGAGGCUGCAGCGAUAAUGUGGGCUUUGGGGAAGCCAUUUCCAAGCAGUUUGUGGAUGCCCUGGAGACUGGACAAGAUGCCAGAGCUGCUAUGAACCUGCAUAACAAUGAGGCAGGUAGAAAGGCAGUGAAAGGGACCAUGAAGCGGACUUGCAAAUGCCACGGUGUGUCGGGCAGCUGCACCACCCAGACCUGCUGGCUGCAGUUGCCUGAGUUUCGGGAGGUGGGCACUUACCUCAAGGAGAGGUACCACAAAGCCCUGAAGGUAGACUUGCUGCAGGGAGCAGGGAACAGUGCUGCCAGCCGGGGUGCCAUUGCUGAGACCUUCAGUUCCAUCUCCAAGAAGGAACUGGUCCAUUUGGAAGACUCUCCUGACUACUGCCUGGAGAACAAGACACUGGGGCUGCUGGGCACGGAGGGCAGGGAGUGCCUGAAGAGGGGCAAGGCGCUCAGCAAGUGGGAGAAGCGGAGCUGCCGGCGGCUGUGUGGGGACUGUGGGCUGGCAGUGGAGGAGAGGCGAGCUGAGAUGGUGUCCAGCUGCAACUGCAAGUUCCACUGGUGCUGCGCUGUGCGCUGCGAGCAGUGCCGCAAACGUGUCACCAAGUACUUCUGUGUCCGCAAGGAGAAGCGCGAGCGGAGCGGAGGAGGCGGAGCCAGCCGCAAGCUCAAGAGAAAGCUCUAACUUGCUUCUGCUCCUCCACAGUCUUGUCUGCCCCUCUCCUCUCCUGCCCUUCCCAUCAGCCCCUGGCACCAUUUCCAUUUGGCAUAGUUUUGUCUCAUUCCCACUGCUGCCUCACUGGGGCCUGGACAAGGCAAAAGAGCCUUGUAUGAGUGCUCAGGCCUUGCCCAUACAGGGCAUUAGUGCAGUGGGUAACAUCUUCUGGGGAGACCUCCAAGUGUUGACAAAACAAGGUGAGAUUCGGUCCCUUGAACUCAGUGUCACUCUAUCCAGUGACUAUGGCAUUAUCUCUGAAAACACAGGAGGUCUUGGUGGCUCCUGUGGUUUUGAGCUUGUCUGUUCCCCAAACAAGCACCUGCUCUGGGCUUUUGAGUAAGUGAGAUAAAAAGUACAAGGAAACUGAGAUGGCACCAACAGCUGGGCAACUCAGAUCAGUAAUCUGUAAAUGAGAAGAAGCUUUUAAAAAAUAUAGGCACUAAAAUAGUUAUUGCCCCAGGCCUACACAAUGAGGAAAUAGAAAAGGCAUGCAACUCCUUUCUCAGCAAGCCAGCCUCCAGAACCCCACAGCUUCGGUCCCAUCCUUUGACAGCUUUGCUAAGCUCUCCAGUGCUUUACUUUGCAUUUGAAAUGGCAGCAGCAAGAUCAAAGCUGCUGCUUGACCUGCCCAUUACACAGCUGUCCAAAAAAGGGGUCUUAUCACUUAGUUUUUACAUGCUUUCUCUUUGUCUUCCAAGCCUCCAGGUCUGGUCUCUCUUUUCAGGCCAGCAUUCCUGCCAAAGGCCCUGACUGAUGCCAUAAAGAUGCCCUCACACUUCUCCACUCCCUCUUUCCUCCCAAAUCUCUCCCAGAGAGGAGCUGCCAGCUGAGCCUACUCCCCAUGUCCUGAUGUACUUGCCAAGCACUCUUACCCUGUCAGCUAACUAACUAAAUACUUCUUCCUAGUCUGAGAAAAUAAUGUCAGUUACUAUUUAAUGGUGGUGUAAAUAGGAAAGUGAAGCACUUUGAAGUUUAAUUUAUUGCACAGUUACUGUGAUGUAUACGUAACAGUUUUUCCUCUACCACUUAUUGUAUAUAUUCUAUAGGCUAAGCAAGCAGCAGGAAGAUUUGGUUGAUGCAUCUCUGUUCCCUUGCUGAGGUUAGGGGAGGGAGGUAAGAAGCUGCAGGACUUGUAUAAGCUCACUGCACCAUCACAGCAAUCUUCCCCAGUGCUGUGAUAAUACCAUCUACUUUGCUGUUUGAAGUGUCCUUUAGCCAGACGAGAAGCCAGCAGAGCUGUUACUGGCCAUUAGACCCAUCUUGUAGCCAAUAUUUGUAAACCGAUAGCCAAUGCAAUAAAUCAGUA